This is a messenger RNA of Coprinopsis cinerea okayama7#130, 1335 nucleotides long. RefSeq lists its product as hypothetical. The transcript has a single exon. The record is from RefSeq and is a predicted model, not a curated record. NCBI's taxonomy places the organism in Eukaryota, Fungi, Basidiomycota, Agaricomycetes, Agaricales, Psathyrellaceae. The coding region runs from base 1 to 1335 and encodes 444 amino acids. Gene Ontology annotation, molecular function: protein binding.
AUGGCGACUCGCCCUGACUCUUCCUCAGACAUUCACGGGAAAACAAACGCCCUUCUUCCAUCAAACGACGGGAUAGCCACCCAACCACUCCCUUAUGAAAUCUUGGAAAACAUCUUCGACUCACUUGGCUACAUCCAACUACAUCUCGCAUUUUCGGAUAUAGAGCACACGAAUAGCAUAGUCCGCGUCUGCCGAUCCUGGAGAUAUGUCCUUGACACAUCGCCUCACCUCUGGGCUCGAGUUGUGAUCGACUUUGGGAUUCUGGAGGCCACACGGGAAGAAGAGCGGGUUUCAAGGUCGAAGUUCUCGAGGUUUCUUGCCAGAUGCUUCGAGCGCUCGAAAGACGCACUGCUUCUCGUAGAUAUUCAGGGACACAGGGAACCACCGCACCCUAAAAGUAUGGAGGCCUGGAGGGGGUUGUUUGAGUUGAUCUUCAAGGAGAGACAUCGAUUGACCGGCGCACUCGACUCCUAUUGCGUUCGCACCCUAUUUCCUUCACGUACGGAUGACGGCGACUGUUCAUUCCCUUUGGUCACAUCACUUCGCGCUAACUGGAUGGACUUUCUCCUGGGAUUCCCUUCGGUCGCCUUACCUGCCUUGCACACAUUGUGGUUGGACGACCUGCCCCGCUACAUGGAAAGGUUCAACCAUCUCCACCACGGCACCUUUGAAGACACUAUCGCAUUCAUGGACAAGUACAAACACCAGAUACAGACCCUCGUCGUCAGUAUACAGCACGGUCGUGACAGCCUUGUCUCUAAUUGCUCGGACGUUGCGGUAUUCCUAAUGGAGUGGGGCGAGGUUGUGAAAGAUCCCGCCCUCAAACGAUUAUGCAUCGAUAUAAAACGGCGUUCAACCAGCCAACACAUCUCGGUGGAACAUUGGGAGCGUCCGGGGUCGUCUAUUUUCCCCACAAUCGAAGAGUUAGAGAUCACGGGUCAACCGAGCACCAUUACCUCGUUUCUGACCUGGAUGGACCUCCCCCACCUUCGAAGGCUCGACCUUACCAUCAACCCCAGCGGUACUUGGUCACGCGAUCGAUGGUUGGAGGGAGAAUGGGCAGAGCUGGGACCCGCCCUCGUUGCUUUCGCCCGCCGCAAAAGCUCAAGGCAAAGCUUGCGGUCAAUAGUCAUCUGCAAUACGAAGUACCUCACGGUGAACUCGUCCACGAUGAUCCCUUUCCUCGAAGAAAUCGGGCCACUCCCAGAGCUUCGGGAUUUACAUCUACUCCCGCACCCCGACUUGAAGGUCCAGCCGGCUUCCAACCUUGAAGAAGGCGCAGCAGUCGUCACCCGACAACUAUUCCCCAAGCUUGCCCACGUCACGAUUUUCUAA